Python bivittatus (Burmese python) is the source of this 1023-nucleotide messenger RNA. It is a transcript of the gene GNB3, whose product is annotated as G protein subunit beta 3. NCBI's taxonomy places the organism in Eukaryota, Metazoa, Chordata, Lepidosauria, Squamata, Pythonidae. Gene Ontology annotation, molecular function: protein binding. Gene Ontology annotation, biological process: signal transduction. The record is from RefSeq and is a predicted model, not a curated record.
AUGGGUGAAAUAGAGCAGAUGAAGCAGGAGACUGAGCAGCUGAAGAAGCAGAUUGAGGAAGCUCGAAAAGCUUGUGCUGACACUACACUUGCUCAGCUUGCUUCUGACAUUGAAGUGGUUGGGCGCAUACAGCUGCGGACACGGAGGACUCUGCGUGGACAUCUGGCCAAGAUCUAUGCUUGUCACUGGUCCACAGAUUCCAAGCUCAUGGUCAGUGCUUCACAAGAUGGGAAACUCAUUGUGUGGGACACCUAUACAACCAACAAGGUUCAUGCCAUCCCUCUCCGGUCUUCUUGGGUCAUGACCUGUGCCUAUGCCCCAUCAGGGAAUUAUGUGGCUUGUGGAGGUCUUGACAACAUGUGCUCCAUCUAUAACCUCAAGAGUCGUGAAGGGAAUGUGAAAGUGAGCAGGGAGCUCUCAGCUCACACAGGCUACCUCUCCUGCUGUCGAUUCCUGGAUGACAAUAACAUUGUCACUAGCUCUGGGGACACCACCUGCAUCCUCUGGGAUAUUGAAACAGGCCAGGCGAAGACCACAUUCAUAGGACACACUGGUGACUGCAUGAGCCUGGCCGUCUCUCCAGACUUCAAGCUUUUCAUUUCGGGAGCCUGCGAUGCCACAGCCAAGCUGUGGGACCUCCGAGAAGGAACUUGCCGCCAGACAUUUAUAGGACAUGAAUCAGAUAUCAAUGCCAUUUCAUUCUUCCCCAAUGGGGAUGCCAUCUGCACUGGUUCUGAUGAUGCCUCUUGCCGCCUCUUUGACCUUCGGGCAGACCAAGAGCUAGUCACCUACGCUCACGAGAGCAUUAUUUGUGGAAUUACCUCAGUCGCUUUCUCCCGCAGCGGGCGCCUCCUCCUGGCUGGAUAUGAUGAUUUUAAUUGCAAUAUCUGGGAUACUCUGAAAGCAGAGCGUGUGGGCAUCCUGUCUGGACAUGACAAUAGGGUGAGCUGUUUGGGAGUAACUGCAGAUGGCAUGGCUGUAUCUACUGGCUCUUGGGACAGUUUCCUGAAAAUUUGGAACUGA